CGAACAACCCACCUCUGAAAGCGACAAAAUCCUUGCCGUUAAUUAAAUUUUCCGAACCGCCAUCCAUCCAUGAUCCAUCAACUACUCCAGUACAUGUGCGCCACCGGUCGCGCCUCGCAAUAAAUACUCUGUCAUUUUCACUUGCAUUUAACUCCAAAAAUUAAAAAAUUAAAAAACCCACCUCUCGUUGUUGCUUCCACCACACUCUCUCUCCCACUCUCACCAAAACCUAACCCCCCAAAUCUAACCGCAGCUGUAAUUACAUAUUUAAUUGUAUUGUCUUUGUACAAAUUUGUAGUAAUUGAUCGUUGGAAUUGGUCUGGUUAGAAAUGGAGUUGGAGCAGUCCGGGCCGUUCAACCCCGCGAUGACCUUCGACGAGGUCUCCAUGGAGCGUAGCAAGAGCUUCGUCAAGGCCUUACAGGAACUCAAGAACUUAAGGCCUCAGCUUUAUUCUGCUGCAGAAUAUUGUGAAAAGUCUUAUCUUCAUAGUGAGCAGAAGCAAAUGGUACUGGAUAACCUGAAAGAUUAUGCUGUGCGGGCCCUUGUUAAUGCUGUCGAUCACCUCGGCACUGUGGCUUACAAAUUAACUGACCUUCUUGACCAGCAAACCUUAGAUGUCUCAACCAUGGAUCUGAAAGUUACUUGCCUAAAUCAGAAACUUCUUACUUGCAAAACAUACAUGGAUAAAGAAGGGUCGAGGCAACAGCAGCUGUUGUCAUUUAUUCCGAGACACCACAAGCACUACGUUUUACCAAAUUCUGUCAAUAAGAAGGUACAUUUUAGUCCACAUGUACAGACUGAUACUAGACAGCAUCCUUAUCAAGCAAGAGCGCAUGUUCAAUCUUCAAGUGCUGCUGCAUCAAAAACUCUUUCCUGGCAUUUAGCUUCAGAAACGAAGUCAACCUUGAAGGGGACUCCACAGGCUAUGACUAGCACUGGAGACACAAAAAUUUCUGCUAACACUUCUGGAGUUUUCCAUCUUUUAGAAAAUGAAGGGAGUAAUCCUACAAAAUCCUCGGCAACUCACCUUCAGCUAACAAGUGGAGUUCCUGCUUGUGGUGGGGCCAUGCAAACAUUGGGUGCUGGACACAGGGAAGCAGUGGAUGGUCAGAGACCAAUGACGACAUUCAGGUCAUUUGAUAACCCAAACCGGCGUGAGAUUGUGCGUGUCCCUGUUCGCAGCAAAAGUGUGCUAUCAGCUUUCUUUGCCAAACAGAAAACCAUGAAGCUGAAGACUGGGUCUGUCUCGUGAGACCUCAUUAAAACAAGUUAAAGAUGCCACUACCUGAACAUCUCACGUCAUGUGGGUCAAUUUGCCUGUAAAUCCUUCCUUUGCAUUUUGAUUUCGAGCUUUUCCUUCGGCCAUUAGUUUAUCAAUUGCUUGAAAUCAAAAUUCUUUUCCCACUCGAAGCCUCUCACUUUGGCUGCUUAAUAAUGAGCAAAUUGUGUCGUAAGUCCUGUAAUGAAGUAGUCUGGGAAUGUCUAUUUGUAGAAUGUUGCACCUGAUGAAUGAUCAUUGGUUACAUUAGUUUCUAGUACAUUACCGAAUUUCCAUGUUGAUCCGUCUUCAACCAGCCGUUACCAGUUUUAGGGCACACCUAUGUGUAAAUAUGUGUUGCAGUAUUGUUCACUUCUCUCAUUCGAAUUGUUUAAAGAUGUGUAAAUGAUUAUGUGUUUCUUUUACUUACUCCCC
Molecule: messenger RNA, 1694 nt
Organism: Prunus mume (Japanese apricot)
Lineage: Eukaryota; Viridiplantae; Streptophyta; Magnoliopsida; Rosales; Rosaceae
Gene: ABIL1
Product: ABI-1-like 1
Source: RefSeq, a predicted model, not a curated record